AUGGUCACGCUCAUCACUGAGAAGCUACAGAACCAGAGCCUGGAUGACCUGGCCCGUAAGACGUAUGACGCCAGCCCGUAUUCUGCAGAGAAAGUGAACAAAGGCCGCAAUUUGUUUCCUUUUGACCUCAAUGUUGACAAAAGCCCCUGGAAGGUUGUGAGUGGAGGACGGUCGGUCCGCAGCGAGGCAGCCCAGGGUCCUGCCUUCCCCUUCCCGCCUGGCCCAUUCGGUUCGGCUCACACCAUGGGGCUCCAGUGGCGACCGGAGUCACCUAUCCCAUCGGUGGGCCUGGCCAGUAUCAGCGACGUGAGCCUCAGCGAACACUCAGGGCAGCCCCUGGCACCGCCGACCAAACGGCACUGCCGGUCCCUGUCAGAGCCCGACGAGCUGGCACGCUGCCGGUCCCCCUGGAGGCCAGGUGGCUCCAAGGUCUGGACUCCGGUCUCCAAGAGGCGGUGUAACAGCGGUGGCAGCGCCACACUGCAACGAUGCAGUGGCCAUGGGAGUGCCGGCCUGCCACGGGCUACUGUGCCUCCUAGCCAUGCCCACCCUGCAGCCAGCUCGCCCCUGCCCACAGCCCCCAGGCCGGCCUCGGCCAGCAGCAGCUUCAUGGAUGGCGGUGAGGGCAGCAUUUCCUCGCGGCGCCGUCUGUCCCUGUCACAGGAGCACAUCACUGACACCGCCAGUGCCCUGCCCUCAGCCAGCAGCACCCCAACCGCCACACCUGAGCUGAGCCGGCGCCAGGGCCUUCUACGGAGCCGCUCACAGCCGUGUGUGCUCGAUGAGAGGAAGAGCCGGCGCAAGCGGAGACGUGAGGAGGAUACACGGUGGACGCGCCCGGCCUUGGACUUGUUAAAAAUGACACGGACGUUAAAGAAUUCCAAGAGCCUGUGUUCCCUGGACUAUGAGGAUGAGGACGAGGACGACGCCCACGUGAAGACAGUCGUGUCCUCUCCGUGCGACUCGUACGACCUCGUGGGCAUCAUCACGCCGGCCUCCAGCCCUGGGAGGGAGCCCCUGGGGCUGUGGACACCAAGGAGGCUCGUGGCGGCUGAGGGCGAGCACCCAGGGGCCCCCAGCGACGGUGACGGCGACUCGCACGACCUCAUGAGCGUCGUCACCCCUGGUUCCAGCCCCGGGAGGGGGUGCUCCGGGCCAUGGACACCGAGGGGACUCUCGGCGGCAGCCGAGGGCGACAGUGCCAGGGAGGAAGGGGUCUUCCCCCUGGACUGCGGGGACCUGGACCUGGAGCAGAUUGAGAAUAACUGA
Chrysochloris asiatica (Cape golden mole) is the source of this 1269-nucleotide messenger RNA. RefSeq names its product family with sequence similarity 53, member A (gene FAM53A). The record is from RefSeq and is a predicted model, not a curated record. NCBI's taxonomy places the organism in Eukaryota, Metazoa, Chordata, Mammalia, Afrosoricida, Chrysochloridae. Bases 1 to 1269 code for a protein of 422 amino acids. Gene Ontology annotation, biological process: protein import into nucleus. Gene Ontology annotation, cellular component: nucleus. The transcript is spliced from 4 exons.